AUAGUAUUAGUCUCGAUGUUUAACCAGUACAGCACAACCAUUAGUACCGUAAACACCUCCUGGAAUCCGAAAAUUCCUGGCUCUUCUCGUCCAUCUGCAAAUCAAGGACUUUGUUGCCGAGUAGAUCCUGGGCAGGCAUGGGAUAAGUGCCUGCCCAGGGUUCCAGACCAUAAUGUCGCAUGUCGACCCCCAUUUUUCAUCACCGUCAGAAUAAUGGAUGCCGGUAUAAAAAGUACGAGACGAACGACACCGCCAGGUGAUGUUGACAUAUUGAUGGCACAGACAACCCAAUUGAAAGUUACUUCAUCUUCACACACGAUCACCAUUUUGCAACAGAAUAAGGCCAUUGGAACGCAUUCGCUACAUCUCGACUUUGGUGUUUCGCUAGCCUCAACUACUUUGCAUAUCUGAACCAUUACAUGUGAUUUUACACCCAUUUGCAAGGAUCCUCGGGCAAGGAUUUAGCAUACGGUGGGCGAUCAUCCAUCCCCUGCAAAGGUCAUUCGGGCAGCAUUGUUUUGACGGGUCGUGGCACUUUGGCAAAGCUUCGGACAAAUUUAAUACUAGAUUUAUUUUGGAACACAAAUAUUAUGUUUUCUUAUUGAUACUAUUUUACAAAACGCAGCCAAUAUAUUAUAUUAUAUUGAUUGCAAAUAAACUUUAUACCUGUAAUUUA
This is a messenger RNA of Drosophila serrata, 676 nucleotides long. RefSeq lists its product as uncharacterized. NCBI's taxonomy places the organism in Eukaryota, Metazoa, Arthropoda, Insecta, Diptera, Drosophilidae. The record is from RefSeq and is a predicted model, not a curated record.